AUGACAGGUGAGAUAAUAACGCUCCAGAUUGGACAGUGUGGUAACCAAGUUGGGAAACAGUUCUGGUCACAAUUAAUUAAGGAGCAUGGAAUUGACAAAGAUGGUCAGAGUAAGGAACCUGAUAAUAACGAUAGUAAUACGGUGAGAGAAGAUGACCCGACAAUCUUUUUCCGUCAAAACGAUAGUAACAGAUUUACGCCUCGAGCUUUGAUGUUUGAUUUAGAACCAAGUGCGAUUGCAAACGUACAAAAUUCAUUUCCGGGUUUGUUCAAUGAGCGAAACGUAUGGGUAUCUAAAGACGAGCUGGGAGCUGGAAAUACAUGGUCUAAGGGCUACGAUUACGGUCUCGAGAACCAAGAGGAGUUCAUCGACAUGAUCGACAAAGAAAUAGACGCCACAGAAAAUUUUGAAGGUUUUCAGCUUCUUCACUCGGUAGCGGGAGGUACGGGCUCAGGGUUGGGAUCUAACUUCUUAGAGGCUCUGUCGGAUCGGUAUCACAAAAAAAUUGUAACCACGUAUUCCGUGUUCCCCAGUAGCGAAUCGGAAGUUGUUAUUCAGCCCUACAAUACUAUUCUAACUUUGAGACGAUUAAUCGAGAAUAGUGAUGCAUCUGUUGUUUUUGACAAUAACGCCUUGUUGAAUUUGGCUACCAGAGUUUUUCGCGACCGCAACACCAGCUAUGAACAAACUAAUCAAUUGAUUGCAAGUGUGUUAUCCUCUGUGACCAACAGCCUAAGAUUUCCGAGCUACAUGUAUAACUCACUUCCCAGCAUAUUUUCUACUUUAGUCCCAACUGCUGACUUGCACUUCCUGGUACCGAGCUUCACGCCUUUUACGGCAGAUUUUAUCCCUGAAGUCCGAGAUUUCAAGAAAAGCUCAGCAUACGAUGUUGUGCUUGAUCUGUUUGAUAAAAACAAUGGAAUGAUUUUGCGAAGUAACGAUACUCCCGUUUAUUUGAGUAUUUACGACUCUAUCCUGGGACCAGUAGACCAGACAGAUAUUACAAGAGCUAUUUUGAAGUCUCAACAGCGCGUAAAGUUUCCACCUUGGUCACCUACCGCACUUCACGUUAACGUUGGAAAGAAAUCUUUAUACAAUGUAUCGCCGGGUUCUGACCGGGUGAGUGGUAUGAUGCUAGCUAAUACAAGCUCAGUCAACGCUCUUCUGCAAACGGCAUGUUCGAGUUUCGAUGUCCUUUUUAAGAGAGGUGCAUUUAUACACAUGUACCAAGACGGCAGAAUGUUUCAGAAUGGCGUUGACGAAUUUGUGGAAUCGCGGGAGAUUGUUCAGUCUUGCAUUGAUGAGUAUUUUUCAGCUGAGCAGGAAACAUUUUUGGACGAUGUUCUAAUUGAGGAUGAGAACAUGGUGGGUAAUAUCGAUGGCUUGGAUGCAGAUGGUGACAAUAUUAUAUGA
Molecule: messenger RNA, 1413 nt
Organism: Lachancea nothofagi CBS 11611
Lineage: Eukaryota; Fungi; Ascomycota; Saccharomycetes; Saccharomycetales; Saccharomycetaceae
Source: the annotation of a GenBank genome assembly